AUGAAGCCCCUGCUCCAGAAUGCUGGCCGAGUGACACCCCUACGAGCAUUUGACAGUAUGCGGCCGUUUACUAUGUUGCUAGCUUUGCCCUUCUCCACUUCUGUAAUGUGUGCUCCCGCAUGUACAGAGUUGGCACAGAGACAGGGCCUUCGGCAACUCAUCAAAGCACUCACGACCGGCACCGAUGCAGACAUUAACGCGAUUCCACUGGCGAGCAACGUCACUGUGAUCAUGCAAACCCAAGGCAUCCGCGUCACCCUCGCAAAAGAUCUCCAAGGGGCCCGAAACGCAGCACGAACGAUACAUCGCAUCGUCACACGCUUCGGUCCAGCACCCAACGACAUCGCUUCAUAUCUCGAUAACGGAGUCGACGAGGCAUUCGUCAACGGCACCCUGACUUUAGGUCUCACGGCUAGCAACGACGUUCGGUUACCGCUUGUCACGGUGCCGGCCGCUCAAAACCUGGUGUACGAUACAACGACUUGCCUGGGCUACUACACCGUUGGGACUCUUGAGCCUGUCGACGGGGUGAUAGAGACUGCACUUGAUGCGUUUCUGAUAGACAACUUCCCGCUCUAUGAGGUCCUAGAUAAUGUUACGGCACCCAUCCUAGACAAGCAAACGCUCGAGAGCAUUGCAAGUGUUCCAGCUCGCGUUCGCCACGCAUCGCUCUAUGGCGUCGACGAUGUCGAAAAGUCACUCGUUCUCCAAUCUCUCAGGACAGCGGCAAGCCUGACCGUGAAGGUCGCCGACAAGAUCUACCCGCCGGAUGUCCAACAAAGUAGUCAGGCAAAGACUUUCAUGCCACUGGUGCCGCCGACUGUUCUUUGCUUUCAACCCGCAUCAGCACAAUCGGUCAAAACCCUGAUAUACUUGACCAAUUUGCCUCACGAGAAUCAAGUUGAUUCGGUUGCGGGAUGCGUGUCAGAUCUCCGUUCUACCGAUAGCAUACUUUUCUUGACCGACUUUAUCAUUGGAGAAGUAACAACUCAUAUGAAGGCGAUGCUUCUCCAAGCCGUGACCGAGCAAGUGAAGCCCAGCCUAGUGAUCGGUAAAAUGAACCAAAUGAUCGAGGCAGGAUAUUCCCAAGAAAAGCUGUACCAGACGGUUCUUAAGCUUGUUGACGACUUUAAUGCCGCAAUCAAGGACGUCGCGGUGGAGGGAUCACCAAUGGCAGAAGUCAGCCUUCCGACUGCCACUGUGGUCUUCGGCUCCACUGAACACGGCUGGGGCUUCACACUUGAACAGGUCGCGGAGAGAGCCGCGCCUUCAUUGGGAAUGUCGAGCACGGAUCUUCUGAACAAACUAUGGGGCGACUGGUACUAUCAGCCCGACAAGAAGCAGUGGUCACAAGAAUGUAAGUCUGGCGACAAGAGCAAAGAGUGUGGUUUCAAUCGCUUCGAGCUAGGUGUUGAACUCACCAAGGAGGAGCAGCAGAGCAGCCGCACAAAGCUCAUCCAAGCCGCGAUGGGCAAGUACUCGCCUCUGUCAUAUGGCGUUCUGAAGCUGCUACUCAGGCUUCCGGAUCCUGUCACAGCUCAACGCAACCGUGUCCAGACCCUGCUAGAGCCUAGUGGAAACAAUGCUACAAGGUCUGCGGCACAAACCCGUGACUAUGGCGAUAAGGCGCCACUAUUGAUCUCCGUCACGAAGUCCGUCAUUCUGGACGGCAACAAGUCUGUCUUGCUAGGCCGUGUAUACUCAGGCCGAGCCGUUGCUGGCGUCAAAGUUCAAAUACGCGGCUGGACGUACGGGCCCGACAGCAAGCAAAUCGCGAUGCAGGUGGCCAUCGGCCAUGUCUACCACGCAUUGGGUCCUUCUGCUUUGGACUGCUCCUCGAUGCCAGCAGGUAAUCUUGUGUACCUUGCCGAUAUGGGUACUUGCCCGCCCCUACAAUCUGGGACUAUCUCGGGGGUUGCAGAUGCGCCAACCUUCAAAUCUAGCGUUCUCACUAGUAUUCCAGUCUUGGACUCCAAGAUCUCGCCCUCUUCAGCGGGAAAGUUAUCCCAGCUAAAGGACGCCAUACAAGCUGUCAAGAAGAGUUAUCCAGAGAUCACGACCGUCGAAUCUAGUCCAUCAAGCGACUUCACAAUCAGUGGUCCUCGAGACAGAUACAUCCGGAACGCCCUACAACACCUUGCCAACAUUGUCGAUCAGCAGUCGCUCACGCUGGGUCGUACCACAGUUCGUUCUCAAGAUAAACGAGAGCCAUUCUACAGCAUCAAAGUGCUCGCCCCUGUGGGGCGGGAAUCUGCUCUCCAAAGCAUCUUUUCCCCUCAAAGAGGCGAGCUUCAAGAAUCCGAACCCAUUGCUGAAGACCUUUUUCUGACAAGGUGGAACACCCCCGUGGCCACAUUCGCAACGGUCCAAGAUGGAAUCAAACGGAGCCAAGGAAUCAUCUUGCGUAUGGAAUUUGAAGAGUGGCAGGGAGAACCGCACUUUUAA
This is a messenger RNA of Zasmidium cellare ATCC 36951, 2445 nucleotides long. RefSeq lists its product as uncharacterized. The transcript has 5 exons. Gene Ontology annotation, biological process: translational elongation. Bases 1 to 2445 code for a protein of 814 amino acids. NCBI's taxonomy places the organism in Eukaryota, Fungi, Ascomycota, Dothideomycetes, Mycosphaerellales, Mycosphaerellaceae. Gene Ontology annotation, molecular function: translation elongation factor activity; GTPase activity. Gene Ontology annotation, cellular component: cytosol; ribonucleoprotein complex. The record is from RefSeq and is a predicted model, not a curated record.